GCGGGGCCACGCGUCUGGCCGGCGACGUGAUUGGUCGAAGGAGCCGCCAGCGGGCUGAGCUCCCAUUGGACAGCCAGCUGUCACUCCCGCGCAAGCCCCGCCCUCGCCUUCAGCUGCACUCGGCUGGUGGAGCCGGACCAAACCAAACCUUUGGCGGAUCCGCCGGAGAUCCAUCGGCGAUCGGGGAUCGAUCGAUUGGUAAAUUGGUUGGUCCACGUGGACCCUUGGGCGGGAUGUCCCGGCUGCUGGAAGGAAGGAACAAAGACAAGAUGAAAGAACUGAACGUAAAGAACAAAGAGAAGGAACGAGUGAAGGAGCGGGAGAAGGAGGCCCGCUCCAACAAAGGUCACCUGUUCACAUCCCUCACCGUCUCGUCCACCACUUUGUGCUCGUCGUGCAACAGAAGCAUCACCGCCAAGGAGGCCCUCAGCUGCCCCGGCUGCAACGUGACCAUUCACAACCGCUGCCGAGACAGUUUGGCCAGCUGUGCCAAGAUGAAGCAGAAGCAGCAGAAGCUGGCGAUGGCAAGAAACAGUUCGGCCCUUCAGAAAGUUGCUCUGCGGACAAAAACCCCGAUGAUGAAGGAGCGUCCCAGUUCGGCCAUCUACCCGUCAGACAGCCUCCGCCAGUCUCUGCUGGGCUCCCGACGGGUCCGCUCGGGCCUCUCGCUGGCGAAGAGCGUCUCCACCAAUAACAUCGCCGGGGUGAGCGAGGACUCAGUCGGGCUCAGGAGGAUUCUGUCUCAGUCCACCGAGUCGCUUAACUUUCGGAGCAGGACCUUGUCCAUGGAGUCGCUCACUGACGACGGAGACUGGUGGUGGAGCCCCCUGCUCGAGGAGCUGCAGGCAGAGGGACGCAGCGUCCAAGCUGACAGUUGGAGUCUGGUCGUGGAGCCCAAAUUCCUGCAGACGCUCCACAAAGACCUCAUUAAACAGCAGGACGUCAUCUACGAGUUAAUUCAGACGGAAUUUCACCACGUCCGGACCCUGCGGAUCAUGGAGGGCGUGUACCGGCGCGGCAUGCAGGAGGAGGUGAUGCUGGAGGCGGGAGUGGUUCACACCAUCUUCCCGUGUCUGGACCAGCUGCUGGAGCUCCACACCGCCUUCCUAGCCCAGCUUGUGGCCCGCAGGAAGCAGGGCACCACCGAGGGCAGCCACGGCAAUUUUAUCGUCCCAAAUAUCGGAGAGCUGUUGCUCACGCAGUUCUCAGGUCAGUCUGCCGACGACAUGAAGAAAGUUUACUCGGAAUUUUGCAGUCGUCACCCGAAAGCUGUGAAACUCUACAAAGAUGUUUUAACUCGUGACAGAAGACUGCAGCACUUCAUCAGGCGCGCCUGCCGCGGUCCUCUGCUGCGUCGUCACGGCGUCCAGGAGUGUAUCCUGCUGGUCACGCAGAGGAUCACCAAAUAUCCCGUUCUCGUCCAGAGGAUCCUCGACAACACCAAAGGCAAUGAGGACGAGGCGCGAGCUCUCAGCCAAGCACUGGGCCUCCUCAAGGAGCUGAUCAGCUCGGUAGACCGGGAGGUUCUGGAGCUGGACCGGACGAGGAGGCUGCAGGAGGUCCAAGCCCGGCUGGACCCCAGGGCUCAAGCGGAGGUUCGUGGCGGAGGCCUGUUCCGAGGAGGAGAGCUUCUGCGAAGGAAACUCCUCCAUGAAGGGAUGCUCCUUUGGAAGGUCCAAGGCUCCAGGAUGAAAGACAUUCACGUCCUGUUGCUGUCGGACAUCUUGGUUUUCCUUCAGGAGAAAGACCAGAAGUUCACCUUUGCGUCCUUCGACAAGUCUCCGGUGGUCUCUCUGACCAAGCUGAUCGUCAGAGAUAUAGCCAAUCAGGAGCGAGGGAUGUAUCUGAUCAGUGACUCCACUCCCCCGGAGAUGUACGAGCUGCACGCAUCCUCCAAAGACGCCCGGCGCACUUGGAUGAACACGAUACACCAGGCCUCGCUCAGUUGUCCGUCCAGAGAAGAAUUCCCUCUGAUCGAAACAGAAGACAAAGCUUUACUGCGACGUCUUAAAGCGGACAUCUUGCAGAAGGAUCGCGAGGUGUUGGAGCUCCUUCAGGAGCGCGUGACUUUGUUUUCGGAGCUGGCGGAGGCGACAGGAAGAAGUGGCGCGGGAGAAGGAGGUCCAGAAGUCGGCGGCGCGCCCUGCAGACGGUCCGACAACAGGAAGUUGUUCCGGGCGGACGUUGCUCACGCUCACGCGCCGCCCGCCGAGCCGCUGCUCGCCGGCGCCAUCUGUGAAGUGGACAAACUGAGCCAUCUGCUGGCGGGAUGCAACAUCAUGAAAGCGUCCGUCGCCAACUGCAACCAGGAACUGAGCAACGGCGAACCCACGACAAUCAACGCUUCUGUAGAACUCAACUCUUCAAAGGACACAAAUGGGAACCAGCUGCAGGAGGCAACGUUGAAGGAGGCGAGUGUCGCGUUGAAGGAGGAAGUGCGUGCACGUCUGGUCAGCGUGAGCACGCAGCUUCACGCUCUUCAGGCUGCCGUCAUUCGUCAGGACUCGGCGGUGGAGCUGUUCGUCAGGACUGGCCCCGCCCCAGGGGCCACCUCCUGGCCCCGCCUCAGCCGCUCGGUGUCGCGGGACACGGGUUUGGACGGCGGCGAGGCGGUGCUCCUGAGGCGGCAGGUGGAGCUUCUGCAGGAGGAAGUGAAGCGGCUGCGCGGUAGAGAGGAGGAGCUUGGCAAACAGGAGGCAGAGCCGGUUGGCAGGAGGAGGAGCAACGGAGACUUGAGUGACGUCAUCAAGGGAGAACCGGUGAGGAGAAGGCGGGGCAGUAGAGAGCUUGAACCCCACCCCCUCGCUCCACUGGCCACUCAUGACCCUCUCGACCAAUUAGACGGUGUUCAGGAAGCCAACGAGGAGGAAGAAGACCAACAAGUGGUGAAGAUUUCUCCUCGCUCUGACAGCCCCAGAGACCUGCAGGACAUCCCAGAGGAGAGCGAGUGUGGAACUGAUCCCAGUUAAUGUUUCCUCGUGAUGUCACCGUAACGUCACUCGUGAACAGAAGAGAAUUGGUGCGUAAAUGAUGUCAUUUCCUGCUCCAGAAGGACUUUUCCAAAUAUUGCUGUCGAACUUGAAACAGGAAGCGCAUAGGAAUAGGUGGACAUAAACACAGAUAUGAAUAGAAGACGUGAUACACCAGCGCACUACAACAGCCCGGCUAAGCAAUGUGCCUACAUGACGGCCACGUUGGUGGGGGCAAGGUUCCCAUUAAAAGCAAUGCAUUUAUUUACAUUGAAAAUAAAUCAUACCUUCCUCAUUUACCAAUCGAUUUUCAAGAGAUUUCCUUUUUUUGUCAACGUCAAAAGCGUGUGAUAUUAUUACAGAACAGUAGGAAAAAAAGGGCCCCAAAAAAUUUACUCUUACCUAUGAUGAACCCUUUUCAAGGAUUGUAGUAACAACACAAAGAAAAGGAACUGACUUGUGAUUGUAUGGCGUUGUGUGCAACCAUGUGCAGCACAUUGUGAAGACAUCCUUGGUAUUUUGGUUUAUGUGCCAUCUAUAAACAUGGAAAGCUGACAAUUUGCCCCCACUAGCUUUAGCGUCGCAUUAGGCAAGCAGCUCAAGGGGGUGUGUCCUAUCUACCUAUUGUUCACUUCUUUAUGACUAUUUAUUUGUCUUCAUGUUAGUAAAAAAGACUGAAAGUUUUCAUCCACCUUUUAAUGACUGAUCAAAACAAAGAGGGAAACUGUUGGCACGUUAGCUAGUCGUUGAAUUCUUCAAAAUGGCCGGCAGGAGACGUUUUGAGACAUUUUGAGGUGUGGACUCGAGUCAGACUCGAGUCAUGAAUUUGAAAUGACUUUAGACUCGACAUGACAAUAUGUUAUAAGACUUGGACUUGAACAGCAAUGACUUGUGACUUCACUUGGACUUGAACCCAUUGACUUGAAAAGACUCGCUACGUUGACCAAAGCACUGAGAAACCAACACUUUGUAGUGUUCUCUUCUUAUAGCUAUAUGUGCAACUUAUUGUUUUACUACAGGAAAAUAGGAUAGGUGACAACAUAAUGCUGAAGGUCUUAAUGAUUAUAUAUUAGGUAGAAGUGUCCCACGCCGUUAUUGCUAAUGUGUAGUGACUUCUUCAUAUGUUUUAACACCUAACGCUCUGGUAGAGGAAUUGACCAAGAGGUAAUUUUUCAAGCACUACCUAAAGUAAUGAUUUCAUUAAAAAAAAACAAAAAAAAACAGUACAACAUAAAUUAACAAUAAAUGUGACAGCUAAAUAAUGUAUAUAUUCCAAGAACCACUGUUAGCAUACACAGAAAUGACGACAACUAACGUAACAAUAAGGACCUUAAGUAUUACAUAAAAAUAAAAAAAUAAAUCCACAUUGCAUUGUGGGAAUCUUGGGGCUUGACAAGUAUUGCAAAAAAAAAAAAAAAAAAUCCACAUUGCAUUGUGGGACUCGCGCGGUUUGACGUCAUGUAUGCUUCUUUUUGUCAGCAUUAGCAGCUACCUUUGUGAGCGAUCACGGAAGUCCUUACGCGGCGGGCCGGCCGUGCGCUGUCUCGACUUCCUGUUCAUUACAGUCUGGUUUAGUCAGUGUAGUGUUCUCAAGAAUCAGUCUUGUAUAUCUUUUUAUUCACUUUAUUUACCGAUCAGCACACAGCAUCUAUUCGACAUGAAACUACAUUCUUCUUAGCCUCUUUUUGACGCAAUAUUUUUACAUUGUGCCCCCUAGUGUUCCGACUGAGAUACCACAGUAGGUUAAAAUUGUACCUUUAAAAUAAGAUGGCAAAUUUGAUGGCAAACAUAACCCAAACACUCUUUUUUUUAAAUGAAUGCUUUAUGUUUUUGAUACUCACAAGAAAUCCUAAGUUUAAACUGAAAUAUAUAUUUGUGUUUGAAAUUGCCUUCCUAGAAAUGUUUGCAGACAAGAAAAUGCAGUUUCCUGCUAUAUGCACAAUGUGAAUUUAAGAGAAAUGCUGUUGAUUAUUUAAACGAGGAAACCAAUUGGUCGAUCAUUAUUAAGCGAAAUGUUUUUUUUUCUUGUGUAUUCAUAAUUGUUCUUUAACAAGAAAAAAUAUAUUUUAUCCUGAAACUUGAUUAUUCCGAUAGAAUUGUCAGUAAAAAUACUCGAUUACUAAUUGCAGCACUACUUGAUGCAAAUUCUUAUUUAUGACAGGUCUGUUUAAUGUCACUUGAGAAAUAAAGUGAGAAAAAGUAAAGUCAUAGCAUAGAAUAACUGAAAACGUACAAUCGAUCGGUUUUGAGGGGGCAAUAAACUAAGCCCUCCCCCUUGACAAUUGGCUGUGAAGGUGAACAUUUUUUUGAUCAGCCCCCUAGUUUUCUUAUAAAUGUUCAAUGCACUUGUUUAUCAAUUUUUUUUUAUAUAUCGAUUUCAAAAUAUAUUAAUUAUAUAAAUGCAGUAUAUUAUAUAUAUUAAUAUAUAUUUUUAUCUUGUUGGUAAAAUGACUCGAAACUCAAAAGUGUCGGAUUUGACUCGGGACUUGCCUGUCUCGACUUGAAAGUUGACUCGGGACUUGAGGGCAGACUUGCAGACUUGCGUGACUUGCAAAGUAAUUACUUGGUCCCACCUCGCUCACGGGACCUCCUGGCUGCUCUUCAUUCAUUCCUGUCAAACUUUUUAGUUGUUCUCAGGAGAACUUUUUGUUGUUUGUGUAUAUUUUUUUUAAAGAAAUGUGUUCUGAAUUGUGCUGUAAUCUACUAAACUGGUCAUUACUGCUGCAUGUUCCCUCAAUCGUGAUUUUUCAUCGGCAUGAAAACAUUGUACACUGUUUAAGAAAUACAAACUAUGUCAAUAAAGGACUACAUUAGGCCAUUACAA
Messenger RNA from Phycodurus eques (leafy seadragon), 5793 nucleotides. Its product is annotated as rho guanine nucleotide exchange factor 2-like. The record is from RefSeq and is a predicted model, not a curated record. NCBI's taxonomy places the organism in Eukaryota, Metazoa, Chordata, Actinopteri, Syngnathiformes, Syngnathidae. Gene Ontology annotation, molecular function: microtubule binding; guanyl-nucleotide exchange factor activity. Gene Ontology annotation, biological process: positive regulation of neuron differentiation; regulation of Rho protein signal transduction; actin filament organization. Gene Ontology annotation, cellular component: ruffle membrane; cytoskeleton. The transcript has 22 exons. Bases 234 to 2969 code for a protein of 911 amino acids.